Molecule: messenger RNA, 1076 nt
Organism: Vigna unguiculata (cowpea)
Lineage: Eukaryota; Viridiplantae; Streptophyta; Magnoliopsida; Fabales; Fabaceae
Product: spastin, putative (Protein of unknown function, DUF599)
Source: RefSeq, a predicted model, not a curated record
AUCAUGAAAGGUCAAUAAUCCUUGUUAAUUAUUGGAAGGAUGAGAAAGGAAUUCCUCCUAGUUUUGUAAUUUAUAGCUACAGAUUUUGGUAAUAAAACCUCAAUCAGUACUCCUAGGAAGGAACAACGACAUAAACAUGAAGUUCCAUAAGGAGUACCUGGAUUUAAUUUUGGUCCCUUCAGGUUUGCUAAUCAUGUUUGCUUAUCACCUCUUCCUGCUUUACAAAUAUAUCAAUCAGCCUCACACCACAGUCAUGGGAUUUGAGAACAAUGACAAAAGAAUUUGGGUUGAAAGAAUUAUGCAGGCAGACAAAAGGGAUGUUAGCACGGCUCUGUCUGUAAUUCAAUCAAACACCACAGCUGCAACAUUCUUGGCCUCGGUCUCUUUGACUCUUAGUUCACUUAUUGGAGCUUGGGUUGCCAACACUUCCAACAUUUUCUUCCAGCGUGAAUUGAUCUAUGGUGACACUACACCAACAACCAUUACUAUCAAGUACAUUUGCCUGCUAACAUGCUUCCUUCUAGCUUUCUCAUGCUUUGUUCAAUCAGCAAGACACUUUGUUCAUGCAAACUAUUUGAUAAGCACUCCAGAUAGUUUUGUCCCUGUCAGUAGUGUGGAAAUAGCUGUCAUAAGGGGAGGUGAUUUCUGGUCACUUGGUCUUCGAGCCCUCUAUUUUGCUCUUGAUUUGUUACUUUGGUUCUUUGGACCAAUACCUAUGUUUAUUUCCUCACUGGCCAUGGUGCUUGUCCUCAAUUAUCUUGACUCUAAUGCAAGGCCAUUGCAUCCUAAUGUGUCUCAGGGAACCCAGAUUCAUAUGGCAAAGAGGGGCUUUAACUUGUGAAGAUGUACCCUAUCCUUUCAAGCAAGGACCUGGCAUUGGUUUAUAAUUUUUUAUUGAUCCGAUGUCACAAUAUUGAGAGACACAAAAAGAAAUAAAUGUGAUGAAAAGAAAAAAGAUAAAUGAAGAAUAGAGUAAAAGUGAAACGGAAAAGGAAGUAAAUAUAUAAGUUAAUUAUCUGCAUAGUACAAUACAAAAUUUGAAUAGGUGUUUAAUUAGAAACAUUAAGUAGUUAAAA